AUGCCCAUGCCUGGUCAACAGAAGAGAUUGUUUAACUCUCUGAAUUCCACGUCCCCAGAUUCUCUCCAUCAAGUUGUCCCUACCAAUCAGACAGGUUUACCGUGCCAGGGGCUCUUCAUUCCAGAUGAGCUGUUCUUGACCCUGGGGCUGGUGAGCCUAGUGGAGAACAUGAUGGUAGUGGUAGCCAUUAUCAAGAACCGCAACCUGCAUUCACCCAUGUACUAUUUUGUGUGCUGCCUGGCUCUAUCAGACCUUCUGGUGAGUGUCAGUAACCUGCUGGAGACCUCGGUCAUGCUACUUCUGGAGAAAGGGGUGCUAGUGAUCCAGGAGCCAAUGGUGCAACAGCUUGACAAUGUCAUUGAUGUGUUGAUCUGUGGUUCCAUGAUGUCCUCGAUUUCCUUCUUGGGAGCCAUUGCCGUUGACCGCUACAUCAGCAUCUUCUAUGCCUUGCGCUACCACAGUAUCGUUACCCCUUGUCGAGCUCAGGGAGUCCUUGCUGGCAUCUGGGUGUCCAGCGCCUUCUCUGGCACCCUCUUCAUCUCCUAUUACAACCAUAAUGCAGUCCUGCUCUGUCUCAUUGGCUUCUUCUUAUCCAUGUUGGGGCUCAUGGUGGUUCUCUACAUCCACAUGUUCAUCCAGGCAUGUCAGCAUGCCAGGAGGAUUGCUCGGCUACACAAGAGAUAUGCCAUUCACCAGCUGUCCGCCCUCAAGGGGGCUGUCACCCUCACGAUCCUGUUGGGCAUCUUCUUCCUCUGCUGGGCCCCCUUCUUCCUGCACCUCACACUUAUUGUCCUCUGUCCCAGGCAUCCCACAUGCAGCUGCUACUUCCAGAACUUCAACCUUUUUCUCAUCCUCAUCAUCUGCAACUCAAUCAUUGACCCCCUCAUCUAUGCCUUCCGCAGCCAAGAGCUCCGCAAGACCCUCAAGGAGGUGAUUCUAUGCUCCUGCACCGGCACAAUUACUCAGGCAAUGAGGCUGUUCCAGGACUGGUCCUUCGCCCUUCCCGACAGCUUAAAAAUUACCACUCACAGUUCUGUGGCGAAGCACCUUCCUCAGAGCCCUUUGAGGCGGAUGAGGUCACCCAGGCUUAAGGGCACGAUGUGUUUAGCCAAUGGACACUGGGAUCGUCCUCUGCUGGAUGUGAGGCCUGGGGAUGGAGCCAACACGAUGACUGAUGGGAAGUGUACGAGGUGCAAAUGUGGGAGUAUAAGGACUGGGAGGGACAAUGGUCAGUAUAACUUGGGAGCUGGAGAGAUUAAGGGCUACUUGGACCAAGAGUCUGCUCUGAAGAGGGCCAACUUGGGAGGCCUGCGAGAACGCGCCCCACUUCCCAGCUCCGGACGCUCCCCUUGCAGCAAGUCAGCAAGAUCAGCGAGGAUGAGGGAAAUCGUCCACAUCCAGGCCGGCCAGUGCGGCAACCAGAUCGGAGCCAAGUUUUGGGAAGUGAUCAGUGAUGAACAUGGCAUAGACCCCAGUGGUAACUAUGUGGGUGACUCAGACCUGCAGCUGGAGAGGAUCAGUGUUUACUACAAUGAAGCCUCAUCUCACAAGUAUGUGCCCAGGGCCAUCCUAGUGGACCUUGAGCCUGGAACCAUGGACAGCGUUCGAUCUGGUGCUUUUGGACAUCUCUUCAGACCUGACAACUUCAUCUUUGGUCAGAGUGGUGCCGGGAACAACUGGGCCAAAGGCCACUACACCGAGGGGGCCGAACUGGUGGAUUCAGUGCUAGACGUGGUGAGGAAAGAGUGCGAGAACUGUGACUGUCUUCAGGGGUUCCAGCUCACUCAUUCCUUGGGUGGCGGCACCGGCUCAGGCAUGGGCACCCUUCUCAUCAGCAAGGUACGGGAGGAGUACCCUGACCGAAUCAUGAACACUUUCAGUGUGGUGCCCUCGCCUAAAGUCUCCGACACCGUGGUGGAGCCCUACAAUGCCACCCUGUCCAUCCACCAGCUGGUGGAGAACACAGAUGAGACCUAUUGCAUCGACAAUGAAGCCCUUUACGACAUCUGCUUCCGCACCCUCAAGCUGGCCACCCCCACCUAUGGCGACCUCAACCACCUGGUUUCUGCCACCAUGAGCGGUGUUACCACUUCCUUGCGCUUCCCUGGCCAGCUCAAUGCCGACCUCCGGAAACUGGCUGUCAACAUGGUGCCAUUCCCCCGCCUACACUUCUUCAUGCCUGGCUUUGCCCCGCUCACAGCCCGUGGCAGCCAGCAGUAUCGAGCUCUCACAGUCCCUGAGCUCACCCAACAGAUGUUCGACGCCAAGAACAUGAUGGCAGCCUGCGACCCUCGCCACGGACGUUAUCUGACAGUGGCUACUGUCUUCCGUGGCCGAAUGUCCAUGAAGGAAGUAGAUGAGCAGAUGUUGGCCAUCCAGAGCAAGAACAGCAGCUACUUUGUGGAAUGGAUCCCCAACAAUGUGAAGGUGGCUGUCUGUGACAUCCCGCCCCGUGGCCUGAAGAUGUCUUCUACUUUCAUUGGCAAUAGCACAGCCAUACAGGAGCUCUUCAAACGUAUCUCUGAGCAGUUCACUGCCAUGUUCCGUCGCAAGGCCUUCCUUCACUGGUACACCGGGGAGGGGAUGGAUGAGAUGGAGUUCACAGAAGCUGAGAGCAACAUGAAUGACUUGGUGUCCGAGUACCAGCAGUACCAGGAUGCCACAGCAGAAGAGGAAGGGGAGAUGUAUGAGGAUGAUGAAGAAGAAUCAGAGGCCCAGGGGGCCAAGUGA
Molecule: messenger RNA, 2730 nt
Organism: Gracilinanus agilis (Agile Gracile Mouse Opossum)
Lineage: Eukaryota; Metazoa; Chordata; Mammalia; Didelphimorphia; Didelphidae
Gene: TUBB3
Product: tubulin beta 3 class III
Exons: 7
Coding region: 1-2730 (909 amino acids)
Biological process (GO): axon guidance; G protein-coupled receptor signaling pathway; microtubule cytoskeleton organization
Cellular component (GO): microtubule; cytoplasm; membrane
Molecular function (GO): GTPase activity; G protein-coupled receptor activity; GTP binding
Source: RefSeq, a predicted model, not a curated record